AUGGAGGGAGUUCAGACUGUGGACGUGAGCUGGCUUCAUCACUCACAAAAAGGCAAGUCCCACUUUUUAUGCUCGCACUUCUUCAGCCUCAAGUCAUGGGUAGUUGGAGAUGAACCGGGACAGCUUCUGACACUCUCUUCAGAUCAUUUGUCUCGCACAAAGUCAGUAUCAGCAAACGAUAGGCCUGGCACAGAGGCAGAGCCAGCGACCUCUCAACCUAAGCCACAUCGGAGAUCUCGUUCCAACAGCAACCCGGCACGCCCGACACCGGCCCCCUCCGCCUCAGAACCGAAGCCAGCUCCCCAGAAUGAUGCCGCACAAGCGCAGGCGAAACUAUCACCAUUUGAGAGGAACGAGGAGCAUAAGCCAUCUACGCCCUCGCCAGCGUCGCGAAAGACAGAUCCCAAACCUAUCGGACGACGAAAUUCGUGGAUCUCCAGUCUAAGCUCGAAGUUUUCGUCUGGAUCUACCCCGCCAUCGCAACCUAGUCUCAAGGCCAGCCCCGCGAGUCCGAAAACAACAUCACCCCUCGACACCCAUAACCCAUUCGGCGCCGCCUACUUCCCGAGGGAUAAGGACGAAGAGAAGAAAGACGACCCCAGUUCCUUUACUUCAUCAUCACCUAAGGGGCCCUCGUUUAUUCACAAUGCACUACGCAAGUUCUCGCACAAUUCGGGUGGGUUGCCCAAGUUGAAUCCCAAUGGCUUGGUCUGUCCACGUCGCGUGAUGAACAUCGAUCGAAACCGGCAUCGAUGCAAGAUUGCGGACUUGAAUCAGGCCAAGCUCAACCGAGUCGCAUUCUGUGUGGAUGUUGAAAUAGCGGGCAUUUCCCAUCGAGACGAUGACGAGGAAGCUCCUCCAACCAAUCAAUUACGGCAGCCUCUACCUGGGUCUAAUAGCUACAAGCUCAAGAAGGCUGAUCUCAUAUCGAAGGGACAAGACGAAGUUGGGUCUCUGAAGCAACCUCAGGCUACCGUCUUUGAAAAGGAUAGUGCAGCUCCCGCUCCAGCCCCUGCUCCAGUUCCGAUGCCUGUUCAGACCACCGGUGAUGCGAAAGCCCAGUCUAGCUCUCCUCCGACAAAUACCACCAGCAAGCCGUCUACUGACCCCAGUCCCAGUGGGGAAGGGACUGAUCCAACAAGAAAGCAAGAGAAGAAGAAGCGUUCUGAGGCAGAGCGGAAAGAACGGAAGGAGAGAAAACGAAGACAAGCAGUCGCGAAUGGCUCGGUCCCAUUGCAACUCGAUGCAGAGAAUGACGAAGAGGAUUUCCAAGGUCCAACACCAGGGCCAGGUCUCCCAUGGUCCAAAACGCAAGGCCACCCGACAACCGACCCAGUGCGUAUCUAUCGCCGUUGUUGCCAGCUACGUGAGACGCCUGUUCUCAAAAGAGUGGUUGAUGAGAUCUCCAAGCCUUCAUCAACACUAGCCGAAUCACCCGGCACAGUAGCAGUUUUGGAUCUAAGCAAUUUCCCCAUGACCUCACAGGAUUUGACAACGUUCAGCGAUUGGCUCGCAGUCGUUCCAGUCCGUAAGCUCAUUCUUGAAAACUGUGCCUUGACAGAUACUUCCGUGCGAGCCAUCCUAUCAGCCUUACUUUCUACCAAGACGGUGGAGCAGAUGCGCUAUCGACGAAGACGAUCACGAAGACCAGAGUCUCCAGACUCCAAUGAUCAUGAACGAUACGGCGUUGUGGAAAAGCUUUCUCUGAAGGACAACACGAAGAUCGGACGGGAAGGAUGGCGCCACAUCAGCCUUUUUCUUCAUCUGUCGAAAUCCUUGAAAGCUAUCGAUUUGUCGGGUAUCCCAUUUCCUCAAGGCCAGAUUGUGAUUGAUGGUCCUGGGACAACGGGCCAACCCCAAUCACACAUGGCCGAUGUGAGCAUUAUAUUCGCGAGUGCCUUGGCAGAGCGCUUUGCUGGGGACUAUCUUGAAGAACUGCUCAUGAGCGAGUGUUAUCCUUCGGUCAACGCUGUAAAGCAAAUCUGCCAGGCGACCACCCAAAUGGGUCUGCGAAGACUUGGCUUUGCGAACAAUGGUCUGACGAGAGAGGGCCUGGAGCAUGUGGCCGAGUACCUCAAAGCCGGGCAGUGCGAGGGACUGGACUUAGGUGGCAACGCUAUAAAGAAUGAUCUCGAUCUUGUCACGGGAGCGAUUGAACCUGAAACACCGCUUUAUGCGCUGAGUCUUGCCGAUUGCUCCCUCAAUCCGUCGGUAAUUUGCCCGUUGCUCCAAUCGCUUGCACAGAUUCAUAACCUCCGGUUCAUUGACUUCUCUCACAAUCGCGAGUUAUUCUCAUCACAGCCUAAUGCGCUGGGGGCAUUCCGUCGCUUCCUGCCGAAAAUGCCGUCUUUAAAACGCUUUCAUCUCGCUGAUGUCGACUUGUCGCCAGAUCACGUCAUUGGUCUUGCUGAGGUAUUGCCGGAGUGCCCCAGUUUGUGCCAUCUGAAUAUUCUGGAGAAUGAACAGAUUGUAGCUCUAGCCUCUACCACAGACCCCGUUGCUCAGGAAGAAGCAUGUGCUGUUUAUGCGUCUAUGAUGGCAGCUGUCCGUGUUUCGCGGACGAUCAUUGCCGUCGAUAUCGAUGUGCCCGUUGCAGAAAACAACGAAGUUGUCAAAGCGCUAGGAUCGCAGAUUGUGGCUUACUCGCUGCGGAAUCUUGAAGGCGGCGCCAUUGCAGAAGAGCUUUCUGACUCUACUUCUCCACUUGAGGAUGUCCCUAUACCAGAAAUUUUGCAACAUAUUGUCGGACACGCUGGUAUUUCCGAAGAGCCCUAUGAUGAUGACGAUGAGGCCGCUCCCGACGAGGAUUAUGUUAUUGGUGGCACAGGUGUUGUUAAAGCAUUGGGUGUUUGUCUCGGGAACCUGGACCAGCAAGGUCUCGAUAUUCUCGGCGAGCAAUCUUUACCUGCCAGCGGUACCACAACACCCCGACGCCGCAAGUCUCGAAGUGUUCCCACCAAGCGGCCUCGCGACAUGUCGAAGAAUUUGCUGGAAUCUGCACGCAAUAUCAGAGUCCGGAUCCAGUCGGCCCUUAUUCGCGAAGACCAUGCAGGUAAUGACGCGAAUUAUCGCCGCCUGCAAUUUUUAGACAUGACGUUGCAUAAGAUGAUCCAACGCUUUGAGGAUGAAUACCCAGAAACUCGUGUCCUUCCCCCACCCCCGCCCGCUACUCUAGUCCCUGACAACAAUUCCCAACACUCUGGUGAUGACGAUGGAACCGGCUCUAUCGGUGCUAGUGGCAAUCUGAACAGCAGCCAGCUUGACGAGACUGGCGGCGACGAGGAAGACGCCGACCAAUAUGCCGUUCGCCAUUCUCGCACAAGUUCUAUGACUUCCCUCCACUCUCGGGCCAUGACUUCCCAAGAAGGACACAUCCACCGCAUCGGCCAGAACCUCCGCCGCGACUUCCUUAAACCGUCUCUAGUUCCUGGCGGCAGCGACGACGAUUUUGAGUACGAAGGGGAUGAUUCGCACAUUGCCGCUCUUCGGCAAAAGCUCGAUCUUUUGCACGAGCAGCAGUCUUUGUCUCAAUUCGAUGACUUUGACGCCGACAUGGCCUACAACCAUCUCGGGACUACCGUCGAUGAACUCUAUGCUUCUCAGCAACAAGACGCCGAAGGAUUCGAGCGCUUCAAGCAGUCCCAGAUUGCCGCCCAGAUCAAUAGUGGUUUACGUCCAAGGGAUAAUGUAAACCCUAGGACAGGCUGCGAUGAACCAGAGAGCAAGUCCUCUCCUUAG
This is a messenger RNA of Penicillium digitatum Pd1, 3738 nucleotides long. The record is from RefSeq and is a predicted model, not a curated record. Lineage: Eukaryota; Fungi; Ascomycota; Eurotiomycetes; Eurotiales; Aspergillaceae.